Molecule: messenger RNA, 4221 nt
Organism: Bolinopsis microptera
Lineage: Eukaryota; Metazoa; Ctenophora; Tentaculata; Lobata; Bolinopsidae
Product: nuclear pore complex protein Nup160-like
Exons: 21
Coding region: 13-3831 (1272 amino acids)
Cellular component (GO): nuclear pore
Molecular function (GO): structural constituent of nuclear pore
Source: RefSeq, a predicted model, not a curated record
UAUUUACACAGUAUGUUGCUACAAGGAGAGCGAAUAUCACGUGAAUAUGUACAAGAAUGGGUGGAGGUGGGGUACUCGUUUCUAAAUGAUAAAGAUACGCCGCGGGUUAGAAACUUUACUAAAGACGGUGGAGCAUUCAGGUACCAGUCAAGUAGCGAGCUGUGUAGAGACCGGUGGAUAAUAUGGAGAAUAAAAGAUGAUACGGUGGAACUGAGCGAGCUGUCUCUACAUCUCAACCUCAGUGGGAAUGGUCUCCGUCUCUACUUCCCUAACACUACGGUGCUGUCCCCAAUAAUGAUAGUGGAGGAAGGACUGACUGUCAGUAUCCUAAUAGCUACAACAGCUUCAGUUCACAGGAUCAUCUGUCCUCACCCGUCUUCUGAGCAGUCUUGCUUUAACCUGGGAACUGUCAAAACCAACACCGCCAGUGUGCUCGAAUCGAUCGACACUACAGUUCUCCAAACUAAACACCAUUUCUCCUACAUCCCUCACGAUGUAGCACCCUCCCUUGCCACCGCAGCUCUCACACAGAUUGGAGCUGCAGUUUUUGCUUUCUCCUACCCCUCAGCUGAUCUUAGACUUGUCACUCUGCCUCCUCUCGGUACUGAUGCAGCUGUUCUACAGACGGACCUACACCAAAGAUCGCUGAUGCAGAGUUUAUGGUCGGGAGUAAGUCGCAGGUCCACUAUGGUGGAGUCAGUGUCGGCCCCUCUGUCUCUCACAAUGUCACAACUUGGUCCUGAUAUGCUCCUAUUCUCGCUUUGCAAGGACGUGAAACUGCGAGUGUGGUCUGUGAACAACAAGGAUAUUAUGAACAUGGAGGCGAUACCCUGCAAAACAGAUCUUAAGUUGCACGGAAAUCAUUCCUUGUGUUUCAAACCUGCUACUGCUGACUCAACUGCUAUGAUCGGCAUGCACCUGUCAUUUGUGGACGAUAGCGUCUUUAGAAUCUACACUGUCCUGUACAAUAACGAACAACUGAGCAUGACCCUGCUGUAUUACUGCUCUGGGUGGGACAUGCCUCUCAAACAUUUCUCAGUCACUGCAGAUAAGAUACUGGCUCUUCACGACGAGGCUGGAACUUCACGAGUGUUGACACUAAAGUUCGGUAACUCUGAAAACGAGGGUAGCUGGGAGGAGGCUCAGAUAAUAGAACCCUCUGAAUUAGACGAGGAAAUAUUUGAUGACAAGGAAUGUUUCGUUCAGUUUUGUCUGGGUGAAUUCACAGAGAACACCAUCUCUGCUGCUCUUGAUAAACUAGGGUUCGAGUUUGAAGAGGGAACUGUGGAUGAAGCUCUUGACAACUUCAUCCAGACACACGAAGCUAUGGGUGAUCUUGAAGAAACUCUCCCUGCACUCUACAGCGAAUGCCGCACAUUCCACAAUAUUAACUCCUGUCCAGUGAGCAUCUCAGAUGGGAUCCUAGUCAUGGCUGGAGAUCUCUCACUUCUCCUACCUAAUAGCUCUGAUUUCUACGUUAACGAGAACAGUGUGCUGAUGGGAGCGUUUGUAAAGCUCACAGAGUUCAUCCCAGCUACUGGAUGGGAACUGUUACAGGACAAUUCGAGUGAUAACUUGGUGGAUAUUGCUAGAGAGUUACUCAGUAACCACCUGAACCCUGAGUGCGCGGCAGAGCUGGAUGAACUGAUCCUGUCUAUGGAGAAUGUACAGGAAGUGUUGGAGUCGGCUGUGGGAAGUAUUGAUAAGUACCCUGUCUCAUCCCGUCAGCUCCCAACUCUCUUCAGGAGUGUUACUGGUACGGAAUGUCUGAUACGUGCUGUAGAUACAGGAGUGUUUGACGCUCACAAGACAUACGCUGUUUUGUUAGUGUGUCUAGUUUAUAUAGAGCAGGAGCAAGCAGGGGUGAGUGAGGAAACCCAGGCUAAAAUGAGAACCUCUCUUAUACCCGGCUGUGUGCAGAUAAUGAACAGAUUCAGUCUCCUCCAAUGGGUCCUGUCCAGCUCAGUAGAAACCUCGCCAGACUACGAUAACUUUGGUAACCUAAACAUCUCGGAGGUAGAGAAGAAACCCAAAACAAUCCUCCACCACUACCUCUCCUCCCGACACCCUCUUAUUGAGUAUAAGAGUCUGGAGGAUAUGAAGAAAACAGUGGUUGCUAUUAUCAAUGCUAUGUACCCUGGCUCUACGUUACUGGACCUGCCACAGUUUCUACUUUCAUCCCAGUACUACCAUCAGCUCAAGGAGUACUACACAAAGAGCGGGGACUGUUCAGCAGCGCUAAAACACAUUGCUGCUCAAGCCUACGCUGCUACCGGAGAACAAGCUACUGCUGUGAAAAUGUUUAUCGGUGUUGCAAAAAACCUGGACAUGAACAGUCCACUUCUCACAACUUUUAUAGGUAACCACGACGGAGUUUCCACGAACCUCCAGUACAUCACAAAGUGUAUCUCCAUGUUGGAGAGAAGUGGUCUCUCCGCAGCCAUCGUCUCCCUGGCAACCCAAGCUACACAGUUCUGUGAGAAAGAGCACCUGCCCCUGCUCCACUCGCUAGCUUUUAAACACGCUGUUGAGGCUGGAGAUUAUGAUAUGGCCUAUAAAGCCCUGUCUUCUAAUCCCUGUCCUUCUCAGAAACACGCAUGUCUCAAGAGGUUCGUAGUGGUAAUGGUAGAAGCAGGACAAGCAAAACGUCUAGUAAACUACCCGUACCACGGCUUUAAGGCAGAGGUAGUCAGUGUUCUGGAGUUUAAAGCGAGGAACUCAGACCUCAGACAGAAUCAACUGAAGAGUUAUUACAACCUGCUGUUUGCUUUCCAUGUUCAGAACAAGAUGUACCAGCACGCGGCAGCUACAGCCUACGAGCACGUGCUAAGGCUACAAAACGAGCUGCCUGGAGUCGCCUCCCUCCAGCAGCAACUACACGGCUACCUCACAGCUAUCAGCUGCUUGGAACUGCUCAGGGAAAAUGAUGCGUGGAUACUAGAACCUACACAGUAUGCUGAUGUGAGGGUGGCAGUGAACGCCUCUCCUAAACGUGGCAGGAGCGCUAAUCAGCCAAAAGAGAAGAAAUCUAACACCAAACUGACUCUCGUUACCGUAAAGGAACUAAGAGCCGGAUAUUUAAUGGUUGACAGUCUUGUUAAGAUAAGCGCUAUUAAACCUGACUCAGUUAAACUACACAACCUGUCUUCUUCCGAGGUGCUUGGUCUGCUCUGCAGCUGUGGACUCUACGACCAAGCCUUCCUCCUGGCCUCCUACCACGACCUCCCUCCCCCGCUGGGCUCUCUCACGGCACGCUGCGUUAAUGUAGCCCAACACUUUGCCGCCCACAGCCAUCUACCGUCAGGAUUUACGGAUUGGUUAGCGCUGAACAAUGUUCCCAACACAGAUGAACUAAACCCGGCUGACCGGGCCUGGCUCUACCUUCAGACGAAGGUAGAAGCGCACGGAGACUGGGAGUCACUGCGCGCGGUUCUCGCGCAGAUGCUCAGCGCUCCGUUCCCUCCUCCUUUCUGGUUGUUGAAACUGUGUAAACUAGUUAAUACUGAGGGGACCAUAAGAUUGUGUGCUCAGUAUGAUAGCCUUCAGCUCGCUGUUAACCUCGCUAUAGGGUAUAUUGGUGCAGUGGCAGGAAGAGAGACACGUGACUUUGGUUUAGAAAACUCGCUCCAGAGCAACAUGCCUCCCGUAUACGUUCCUUACACAGUAUUCGAUCAGGUUUUGCUGCAAUUGAAGCAGAAAACGGACAAAAGUUCCGCAGAAUUGUACAAAGAUUUGGUGGAGCAGAUAAACUCACAUAUAGACCUUUUAGAAAGAGUAUGCGAGGAUAACACUUAUCUAAACAGAGAUAAGCUGGUUUAUUCCUUGACUUGAGAAGGAAUCACGUGGUGUGACGUCAUAACACGUGGUGUGACGUCACACCACGUGUUAUUCCUUGACUUGAGAGUGGUGGAACUCUUGAUUUAUAUUUUAUGUUAUCGCGUUUUAUUGCAUAGAGUAUUUCUACUCUAGAGCGAUAUUCGAACACUCAUAUCUACGGUUUAAUUUAUCAAAACCAGUUUUGAAUAUGACACCAGAUUUUUAUAAAAUGGGAUAUUAUGAUGCACCCGAGCAUACAAUUUUAAAUGAAUUGAAAUCGUUCAGUACUUAGAAGCUAGAUUCUAGAACUUAAAUAACUUGACAAAGGGUGCAAUGAUAUUUGGGAAAUCAUUAAAAUCAAUGUAAAUCGAACUUGUAUAUUUUUCUAAUUACGGAUUCAGUUGA